This is a messenger RNA of Selaginella moellendorffii, 681 nucleotides long. RefSeq names its product ubiquitin-conjugating enzyme E2 2. The record is from RefSeq and is a predicted model, not a curated record. Gene Ontology annotation, biological process: protein polyubiquitination; DNA repair; proteasome-mediated ubiquitin-dependent protein catabolic process. The transcript has 6 exons. The coding region runs from base 62 to 520 and encodes 152 amino acids. NCBI's taxonomy places the organism in Eukaryota, Viridiplantae, Streptophyta, Lycopodiopsida, Selaginellales, Selaginellaceae. Gene Ontology annotation, molecular function: ubiquitin conjugating enzyme activity.
GAAAAAUAGGUCCCAUUUGAUUCUUUGUUCCAGGGUUGGGGUUGGAGAGCGCCGCGCCCAAAUGUCUACGCCAUCAAGGAAGCGCUUGAUGCGAGACUUCAAGCGCCUCCAACACGAUCCUCCCGCGGGAAUCAGCGGCGCGCCGCAGGACAACAACAUCAUGCUCUGGAACGCGGUGAUCUUCGGGCCGGAUGACACUCCCUGGGAUGGAGGGACGUUUAAGCUGACAUUGCAAUUCACAGAGGACUAUCCCAACAAACCUCCCACCGUGAGGUUUGUUUCCAAGAUGUUCCAUCCCAAUAUUUAUGCUGAUGGAAGUAUUUGCCUCGACAUUCUGCAAAAUCAAUGGAGUCCGAUCUACGAUGUUGCGGCAAUUCUUACGUCCAUACAGUCACUGCUUUGUGAUCCUAACCCAAACUCGCCGGCGAACUCCGAAGCAGCGCGGAUGUAUAGUGAGAACCGUCGAGAGUACAACCGGAGAGUCCGCGACAUUGUGGAGCAGAGCUGGACGGCGGAAUAGCCUGGAUUUGUGGGGUCUGAGAAACACGUAUGGCUGGCCGUCACAGGUAAUCUGUGUAUCCUUUAGUACUUUAUUCAGUGAAAUGUGUGCUGCUCCAGGCACGCAUAAAGAAUGAAAAAGCAAUCCGGAAAACUUUGGCUUGUCUAUAAGCCAGCUGCAAA